Hymenoscyphus albidus is the source of this 823-nucleotide messenger RNA. The record is from the annotation of a GenBank genome assembly. Lineage: Eukaryota; Fungi; Ascomycota; Leotiomycetes; Helotiales; Helotiaceae.
CCUGGUUCGCGCUGAAAUCGUGCUGAAGUCAUGCUGAAGCUCAACAGAAACCCCCCUGUAGAUCACUGCGGGGCGGAGGUGUCUUGCAGCAGCUGCUGCCGCCCGCUGGGCAGUUACGUAGUUGCUGAUUUUGCAGGGCAACCAACUUUCACCACUCCACCAAGCCUGGAAAUAUACUCCGUACGCUGCUUGACAAGAGACACUCUACACGCCAGCGACUCCGACUCCUCAAGAGUCUGCCACCGCAAUAAUGGCACAGAAACCCAUCAUCACCCAGGAAAAGCUCAAGGAGAAGCUUCAAGUCACCAAUUUCGAGCCGAAUGCCAUCAUCCGCGGGGCACAAUUGACCGUCGUUGGAGGUAAGUUUGUCACUUUGAUGAAAUUCCAUCUCAUUUCCCCUUUGAAGGACAUUUGACUGAGAAAUUCUGCAGCAUACCGAGCACUCCAGAACCCAGCUCUAUUCACCUCGGAUCAUUAUCGACAAGCCGCCUUAGCCGUAGCUAUUGGCAUAGCUAUCCGCAUUGCCAUUUCCAUCCCUGUGAGGAGAAUACAUGAUUUAAAAAGGAGACAUUGGUCUGACUGGGUUGCAGGUUGUUGCUAUCAAGAUCUUGCUUUGGUUCUCGUCUUUUCUGAUAGACUUUGAACGUGCCACAUGGGACAACACAAUUAUAAAUGGUCUCGACUUUGUUCAGAAUUAUGUACUUCAAGUACCGCUGUUCUUAAUGACCUUGAUGAGAUAUGUCACUCCAACUCUAGAUAACAUGUAAGUUUCUUGGCCCGUUUUCAUCUUCAAUGCUGACUUUUCAGGUUUAUGGACUCGUAA